Messenger RNA from Pseudoliparis swirei, 2612 nucleotides. Its product is annotated as clathrin heavy chain linker domain-containing protein 1-like. The record is from RefSeq and is a predicted model, not a curated record. NCBI's taxonomy places the organism in Eukaryota, Metazoa, Chordata, Actinopteri, Perciformes, Liparidae. The transcript is spliced from 11 exons. Bases 1 to 1755 code for a protein of 584 amino acids.
AUGUCUGAGCCACGAAACUCCAUCGGUUCAUCUUCAAGAACAGAAGAAAGAUGGUCAACGCCGGACAUUUUGAUUUCUGAGAGCGAUGAGAAGUUUUUCCGAUCUCUGGAUGAGUUUGUCGAACAAGAGAAACGGUGCCUCCGGUGUCCGGAGAAGGGACCGGACGACCUCCGGUACACCGUCUACCGUCAAGUGUUUAAUAAGGUUAUUCGACGAGCAACGGGCUAUAAGAGACUUCUGCUGAGCAUAAAGGCGGAGUAUGAUGAUGUAAUCAGGGCGCUGCAGGGGAAGGAUGAUGAGGCCAGGGCGGCUCAGAGGACUCUGGCAGCCUCGACGUCACUCUCGAAAUCAUCAAUAACCUGCCAGAGACGAGCCGACCAACUGAGGGAGAGAAUCGGUGUAAUUCAGAGGGACACAGCAGAACUUCAAGAGGAGAUGAAGAGACAGAAAUCAUCUCAAGAGCAGAGCACAUGGAUACCUGGUUUGACGGUAGCGAACUCAGAGGACCCGGAGGCUCUGGACGCACACCUGAAGCAUCUUGAAUCCCAGAGAGCUGCUCUACUGGACAGGAAGACUCACUGCGUCUCUCUGGAGGUCAAAGCUGAGCUGGACGCCAAGUUGCAGACCGCCAAGGACCACAGAGACCAGCUGGACACCAAGAACUACCAACUGAAAGUCCUAUACAAGCGUCUGAGAUUAGUGUCUGACUGUCUGUCCAGCUGGGAGGGCGAGAGUCAGCAGGUUCCCCUGGAGGAACUCUUGGGUUCCACCCUGGAGAACAUCAGACAGACCAGCGUCACAGAGGAUGAAGGCCGCAGCAUCGACGUCCAACUGUUGGAGCUCAAAGAGCCGAGCCCAGCCGAUGAGUCUGAACUCCUGGCGGUUUACCUGAACAGGUUCGUUGAGCUCUUUGAUUCGGCGCAGUACGAGGAAGCUGCUCUGGUCGCUGCUCGCUCUCCUCGAGGAGUUCUGAGGAACCUCGACACCAUGGAGAUGUUUAAAGGUGUAAAGGGCCCCCCGGGCUCUCUCCCCCCUCUCUUCCUCUUCCUCCAUGCUCUACUGGUGUCCGUCCCGGACGGUGACGAGCUGCCGGCCGCUCUCUCCCUGCAGCUCGUGCUCUGUUCCCUGCAGCAGGGCGCCACGCAGCUCAUCACACACGGCGUCAACAACAACAAACUGACCUUCUCUGAGGAUAUGGGCGACAUCCUGACUGAGCAUGCUCAGAAGAACCCCGGCGUGGCUGACCUGUGUCUGGCGUUGGCCACCACCGUCUACGCGGCCUGCAGGCUGGACAGGAAGAUCGCACUGAGUCUCUGCAGGAGAGGCUUCAUCCACAGCGCUGCCGAGUUCAUGAGCCAUAGCCAGGACCUCACAGCUGAGGACUGUAUGCAGGUUCUGUCUCUCUCGCCCAGCCUCUCCCUCCUCCAGCUGUUGACAACGCCUCAAGAGGGCCAGGCCGCCAUCUUGUCGGUGGGCGUGACCUGUUACACGCUGCUGGCUGACCCUCAGCAGCAGCUCGCUCUGCAGCUCCUGGACAGCUUUGUCAGCAAAGGACAAGGGGUUUUGGAGGAGGCGAUCCUGCAGGACAGCAGCUCUUCAGUGGACCUUUGGACUGCCGUGGCUUCUCUGUGCUCUGAGCUGAACCGGGCUGACCUGAGCCGCGCCAUCCGGUCCAUUCUCCUGAACCAGAGCGGGACCAGAGUCCUGUCCCCGGACCUGGAAGGAGCCCGGCUCAUGGAUCACGUCUUCCUUUGAAAAAUGAAGCUGAAAGGUAGAAUAAUCAUAAACAGGCUUGUUUUUAGUUCUUUAAACAAUCACAAUAAUCUAGGGCGGCGCUAAAGUCCCACAUUGCACAAAAGUAGAACGGCAGAAUGAAGGAGCUCAUUUUUAGGUGUAAAUGUGCUUUUUACAAUUAUUCUGUGCCCAUUUUGGUAAUCCCAUUCACAGACAUUUGAUUCUUCAGUUAUCUAGGAGACCUUUGACCUUUGAUUUUUUCUUUGUUUCAGUGAGAUGACUCAGGUAAAAAUCUGAAGUAGUGGCGGCUGACAGACAGCAGGUGGCGACCAGAUUCACAAACUCAAAUUAAAAUGGCCUUCAAACACUCAUAUGCAGAGGUGGAGCAAUGAGAAUCAUAGUUUACUUAUAAAGCACCUUUAAAGCAAGCACAACAUUGUUAAAAUUAUAAUGUGUCCUAAUGCAACUCUCUUGUAGAUCUUCAUUUAUCUCAUAAAUUCAAGAAACUUCCGGAUCAUGCUUCUACUUUUCCCAGAGUUUGAUGAAAGAAACCUUCUAUGAAUGAAAUACUACAAAAGAGUAAAAGCUAGUAGUACCAGUGACCUGGAAGCAGUAGUCAAUACCACAGUAAUACCACAGUGUUGAAACACUAUAUGACAAGUUAACGACCUGCAUUCAAAAUGUUACUCAAGUAAAUAAUACUAUAAGAAUAUAACAUAUUUACAAAGUACCAAAAGUACAGAAUUGUCCACUAACAGAUUACUAGGUGGUAACAGAUGAUAACAUGUAACACCAUCGUCAUCAUGUAUUAUUUCAUGUUAAAUGUAAUAUGUUAGUUGCAGGGCUCUCAAGUCUCACGCAUUGAGCGUGAGACUCAU